GUUCAGUUCUGUUUGAGAAGCAUUUGGAGGAGGGCUCUUGGCUCUUGCCAGGGAGCUUGGAGGGUACUCCACUCUGCGAGCGGAGUGAGGGGGGCCUUGUUCCUGUCUUAGCUGUGGGUGAGGGGCGCUCAGUCUUGUUUUCAAAAGUCUGGGGCAAGGGUGUAACCGGGUACAGGGAUGCAGAAGCGCCUGGCUUUGGGGGUCCCAAACAGACCAGGUUCUGCCACUCCCGGCUGACAAAAUCCAAAGGCGGAGACGCCUGGUCGUGCAACAAGAAAGGAAUUUAAGUGGGGCCAACACUGAGAAGACAGCACACUAGCCUCAAAGACUGUCUUCAAAGUGUUGACAGUGCUGCUAGGUUUAUAUAAGGAGAAUGUGGGACAAAGUGGACCGUGAAAUUCAGACACAACAGCAAGUGGAAUGGAGCACUACCGGAAAGCUGGCUCUGUGGAACUCCCAGCACCUUCUCCGAUGCCCCAGCUACCUCCUGAUACCCUGGAGAUGCGGGUCCGAGAUGGCAGCAAAAUCCGCAACCUACUGGGGCUGGCACUGGGUCGACUGGAGGGUGGUAGUGCACGGCAUGUGGUGUUCUCAGGUUCUGGCCGGGCUGCAGGGAAGGCGGUCAGCUGUGCUGAGAUUGUCAAGCGGCGUGUACCAGGCCUGCACCAGCUUACCAAGCUGCGCUUCCUGCAGACCGAGGACAGCUGGGUGCCAGUCUCACCUGACACUGGCCUGGAUCCCCUAACAGUGCGCCGCCAUGUACCUGCAGUGUGGGUACUGCUCAGCCGGGACCCCCUGGACCCCAAUGAGUGUGGCUACCAGCCUCCAGGAGCACCCCCUGGCCUGGGCCCCACAUCAAGCUCCAGCUGUGGCCCACGACCCCGAAGAAGGGUUCGAGACACCUGGUCCUGAAGAUCUGCCAAGCAAGAUCUUUUCCAGGCAUGAAUGUCUAGGAUGGCUCUGCCUUCUCUGAAAAGCCUCCUGUAACUGUUCAACAUCCCCAACAAGACUUGAAUCCACAGAAGUGGGCCUCCUUGUCCUGCUUCCUCUUCUCUCUGGUGUGUGAAAAGGGACAGCUAUGAAGAGUUACAGGUGUGCGGUCUCAGCUGGGUUCUGGAUUGCUUAAGAAGGGUUUAUUUGGCAUUCUACCUACUGUGCCUCUGUCCUUUCUUCCGACAGAGAUCCAGGGAGUGGGGUAGGAAAUAAAGGUUCUGCCCAUUUGUCUGAUGAGCCUCUGCUUGACCUGCUAUAUGGAGGUGGGAUUAAAGGAGGGGUAGUCCCCGUACCCCUCCACCCCACCCCUGGUUUAGGGAUAUUUUUCUUUCUCUGCAGCAUUUAUCAUAGUAUAGUGAUUAAGGUCAUGGUCUCAGGUACCUACUGCCUGGAUUUGAAUCCUGGUUCUGCCAUGUGCUAGUAAGUUACUGCUUUGUGACCUUGGACAAGUAGUGCUCUGAGCCUUAGUAUUUCCGUCCAUAAAACAGGAUAUAUGCGGUGCUUACCUCAUAGGGUUGUUAUGAGGAUUAAAUGUAGAAAUAUAUACAUACGACUCUUAGAUAUCACCUGGGCAUAUAGUGCUAUGUGAAUGUUAAUUGCUAUCAUUAUUACUCCAUUUACAAACAUUUUUUCCUAUCUUAAAAACAUAGCUCAUGGGGCAUCUGGCUGGCUCAGUUGGAAUAUCAUGUGGCUCUUGAUCUCAGGAUCAUGAGUUCAAGGCCCACGUUGGGUGUACAGAUUACCUAAAUAAAUAAACUUAAAAAAAAAA
Messenger RNA from Zalophus californianus (California sea lion), 1762 nucleotides. RefSeq names its product ribonuclease P/MRP subunit p25 like (gene RPP25L). Gene Ontology annotation, molecular function: RNA binding. Gene Ontology annotation, biological process: tRNA 5'-leader removal. The record is from RefSeq and is a predicted model, not a curated record. Lineage: Eukaryota; Metazoa; Chordata; Mammalia; Carnivora; Otariidae. The transcript is spliced from 2 exons. The coding region runs from base 421 to 912 and encodes 163 amino acids. Gene Ontology annotation, cellular component: ribonuclease MRP complex.